This is a messenger RNA of Drosophila bipectinata, 646 nucleotides long. RefSeq lists its product as uncharacterized. The record is from RefSeq and is a predicted model, not a curated record. Lineage: Eukaryota; Metazoa; Arthropoda; Insecta; Diptera; Drosophilidae.
AUUAAAAUUUCAUAAAAAGUUUAAAAAUUGUGUUGUCUGUUGCGUUAUCCAAAAAAUAAAAAUGAAGGUUUACGACGAGGUGGUGUUUAUGGAUCAGCUUUUGCACUACCGCUGCGUGGCCAGUCAAAUCGAGGAAACUCGUCUGACCUGGCAGAAGCGGAGCUCCUGGUUCCCGUCCGCCCAAAGGCAGAUGUACUCCCGUUACGAGGAAAUCUAUAACGAGAGUAUAGAAAAGUACGGAGUGGACAAGUUCAAGUUUUAUGCCAAGAGAAACCGCUUGGGUGGCAGGUUCAAGGCGUCCAAAAUAGGCCCGGAAGAUCCGAAGGACGCCAGGGAGCGGCUAAUACCCAUGGAUCACCUGAAAGGUGUUAAGUAUCCGCUUACCACUAACGCAGAAUACGGUCGCCUCAAGCCAUCGGCUCUCUUUUAUUGCUUUGAGCCAAAACACCAACAUGUUGCAAUAAUCCAAAGACAAAGUCAAUAAAAUAUUUUCGUUAGUGUCUUACCUUAUAGAGAUUUUGGAUGUUCUUGAAAUCCUACACUUCCCUUAAAUGGAACAGAAAUAUGCCAAAAUGAAUUGCGGAAGCAUUUAGGCAUUUAACGAUUUGCUGACAGUAAAAACUACAUUAAACGAUUAAGUAUCCGU